This is a messenger RNA of Triticum turgidum subsp. durum (durum wheat), 618 nucleotides long. NCBI's taxonomy places the organism in Eukaryota, Viridiplantae, Streptophyta, Magnoliopsida, Poales, Poaceae. The record is from the annotation of a GenBank genome assembly.
AUGGCAGCGAUCAUGGCGGGGCGCGGGCAGGGGCUGGUGCAAGAUUUCGAUUUCUUCGUGGUGGUCGAGAAGCCCUCGUACUUCGAUCAGUGGAUCAAUCUGAGAGUCCCCUUCCAGGCGGCGCUCGGUGGCGGAGGGCGGGUCAACCUGCAGGAAGCGGUCCGGGCGGCGGGGCUGGACUGGGAGGGCCGCCUGCACUGCGGGCUGGAUGACGCGCGCAACACCGCGCGGCUGCUUGCUGAGCUCAUGCGGCGCGGGGGUCAAGAUCCCCAUCACCGGCUCGCUGGCGCCGCCGCCGCCGAUGCAGAAGCAGCCGGCUCGCACAAGCCCUUGCGGUGGCUCACCGGCGCUGGCGUCGGCGCCGCCGCUGAUCCAGCAGCAGCCGCCUCGCACAGGCCCUUUCGGUGGCUCGUUUGCGCUGGUGCCGGCGCCGAUCCAGCAGCAGCUGCUGCAGCCUCACAUGAUCAGCCCCUGCGGUGGGCCUCCUCUGCGACGUGCUUGUGCUACUGCGGGCUGGCGAGCAGAGGAGGUGUGAUGCAGGGGAAGGGCUUCUCGGGAUGCGCUAACUGGUCGCCGGCCAUGGGACCCGUGUCCCCCUACUUCGCCUGGAGCAACUGA